This is a messenger RNA of Hydra vulgaris (swiftwater hydra), 10346 nucleotides long. NCBI's taxonomy places the organism in Eukaryota, Metazoa, Cnidaria, Hydrozoa, Anthoathecata, Hydridae. The record is from RefSeq and is a predicted model, not a curated record.
UAGGAGGUAGGUACUUUAAGAAGAAACCCCUCAUGUUUAUAAAUUUUGUAACAUGAAAGUUUUUGAAUUCUUGGUGCUUAUUUCUACUUACUGUGUUUGUUUCAAUGAGAAGAUUUUAAAGAUAAGUGCAAUAUUACAGAAGACAAAUGAUUCAUUACCUCAAUUUUUAGUCAAUGGAGACACAAAUUCUUCUGAUUUAUUAGAAGAACUAAGUGAAGAUGAUAACUCAUCUGUUUUGAGAGAAAAUUUAGGUAGCAAGAGUUUUCAUAAGAUUCCAGAAAAAGAAUUUGAAUUUGAGGAAACAAAGCGAAAAAAAAGAUCACUUAAAUAUCAUAAAAAAGAUUCUCCUUACAGAUUUUCAUUGAGCCCUCCAAUCAAUAUUAAGAAAAAUGAUAAAUCUAUUUUGCGUAGAAAUAGUAUUUCGGAUUCUUAUUACACUGAUAAUAUUGAUGAUGAUGUAAUCAAUGAGCAUUUUAUUGAUUCAAGUGAUCCAGAAUUUAGAUCAUCUCCGAUUCUUGAAGAAAGAAUAUCUAUUGAACCUGUGAGUGAUAAAAUGAUUCAAGAUCAACGUUUUAUAGAUUUUCCAGUUGGCGAUAAAAUUGACAAGCUUAUUAGAAAUGCUGACAACGAACGUAAACAGUUUGAGCAAAUAAAUUCACAUAUUGGUUCAAAUUCAAUAUUCCCAAGCCAAAAUAACUUCCUUCGUAAUGCUCAAAAUAUAAUUGGAUUUCAACCUAAUGGUUUUAUUUCUCCUCAAAAAAAAGAUGUUUUAUUAAAAACAAGAAAUCAAAAUGAGCUAGUUAAUUCAAAGAAGUUUCUGCGCAAAGAUAUACCAUCUGUUUCUGAUAAUAGCAAUAUUUCACCUAUUCAAAAGAAGUUUCUGCGCAAAGAUAUACCAUCUGUUUCUGAUAUUUCACCUAUUCAAAAGAGCAAAGAUCACCUUUCUGAUGUUUUUCGAAGCAGUUCUAAAAAAUUAAAAGAUUUUUCAUCAAUUCUCUUUAAAAAAAACCAUAAAGCUGAUAAUAUGAACUUUAAGCAUACUUUAGGUGUUCCAUUUACAAAUUACAAAAGGAAUGCAUAUCCUGAAGGUUCUACAAGUCUUUUAGAGAAUAAAAACAUAAUCAAAGUUAUCAAUCUGAACUCAAGUGAUUCAAAUGAUGAUAUUAUUAUUGAUUAUGCAAAACAAUACAGUGGCAACAAGAGACUAAUUGCUGAUUUUUCAAAAGGUAACGCAGAAUUGAUUAUCUAUCCUUUGAACAAUGCAGACUAUGAUGGGUUGAUAUCUAAACGAAGUGAUAUACCUAGUAUCCAAACUUUACAUUUUGAGAAUGUUUUCAAAGCUAUGAUAGGUGAUUAUGGCAUCAAUCGUUGGGUAUACUUUGAUCUUGACAAAGGAGCAAAAAGGUUUGACAUUCCUGUCAAUACUUCAAACAUCAUUUCAAAAUCUACAAAAAAUGACGAAAAAAAAAUUUUGAAUUUAAAAGAAACUACAAGUAACAAACCAAAAAAUGAAGAUAAAAAAAGUUUGUUUAAAAAUAGUUCAAUGAAUGAAAAAGUAAAAAGUGGGAAAUAUGUUCAAGAUAAAGAAAAAACACCUCAAGCUUUCAAUGAUGAUGUAUCACAAAAUCAUAAAUCUCAAAAGAAAAACUUACAUUUUAGUCGUAAGUCUGGAGAUUUAACAAAUCAAAAUAAAAAGUCAAAUUUAAACUUACCUUUUAAGCAUAAGAUAAUUGAUGUAACCAAUGAUGAUGGUGAUGAUGAUGAUGAUUCUUUCACUCCUCUUGUUCAUGUCAAUCGUCAUCCUGGUCAGUUAACUAUCAAAGAAGAAACUCUUUAUCAACAGUAUAUGCAUAAUAAUCAAUUGACUUCAAUACCAAUUGAUGCUCGGGAUAAACGUAACCAUAUUCCAAAUAAUGCAAAAAAUGGAAAUGUACUCAAUAAGAGUUUAAACUUUGAACAUAAAAAAACAAUUAAUAAAAAAGUCUUACAUGGUAUGUAUAAUAAUUCUUCAAUAUUCAAAAGGUUUGAGGUACCAUCAUUAAUGGAUUCUAGCAAAUAUUUUCAAUAUUUCAUUGAUCAUCCAGAGUCUGUUGUUAGAGAAGCUGCAGCUGUUUUUAAGGAAAGAGGGGAGAUGGAAAAACAGGAAGAGGAACUUGGUAAAGAUAAACCAAAUGAACAAAAUUUAAAAGAUGUUAGUAUCUUGCAGCCCCUUGAUGCGCUUUAUCAUUCUGAUAAGUUUCCUAAGCAACCUAGUUUAAAAGAUGUUAUAGAUAAUUUUGACGCUCCUACACAAGUUGGUUAUCAUUAUGGACAACUCUUGUGGGGUUGGUUUUUAGCACCAAUGGAUGGAGAGUAUAUUUUUUAUUCAGCUUGUGAUGAUGCUUGUGAUAUUUAUUUAAGUCCUAAUGAAAGAAAGGAUCAUAUCAAGAAGAUCAUAGCACAAAAGCAGUGGUCUCAUCACAAUGAAUUUGACAAGUACCCUGAAGAGCAAACAAGUAUUGGGAUUAGAUUAGGUAAAUCUAAAUUAUACUUUGUUCAAGCUGUUGGCGCACAAAGUAUUGGGAGUGAUUGUUUAUCUCUUGGUGUUCAACUGCCAAAUGGUGUUUUAAUUCGCCCUAUUUCAAGAGAAUAUAUGUUAACAUCACCAAAAGCUCCCACAUCUGGUAGUAAUUUAGAAGAAGCCAAUAUCUUAGACCGUAAUGCAGUUGUAAGUGACAAUGUAACUCAACAGUUAGCUCUUCUUAUGAUGGGUAGUGAUGAAAAUUUAUCUAACAAUAUUAAUAGUGAUUGGAUCUCAAAUAUAAGUAAAGAGACAGAAGGCAAACAAGUUUUACAGGAGAAAAACAAAGAAAAUAGUUUUUCAAACAAAGAACCUGAAGUGUUAAGUAAAAAUUAUGAUAAUGAUGCUGUUUCUAAAAACAUUGAAAAACUUAAAGAAGUGGUAGCAAUUUUUGCAAAUAAAAUAAAUUAUAAACAAAUAGCACUUGAGAGGGCCAAGCAAACAGUAAUGAUAAAUAGUACAAUAUCAAGGCUAAAUAAAGCUAUUGAAGCUAUCAGCUCAAAGAUUGAAAGUAUUGCACAAAAUCAACCUGUUAAAUAUGUCAAUGAAAAUAAAAGUACCAACCAAAAUAAUUUAGAAAGUCUGAGUCUUUCUGGUGGUACAUUAGAAGAGUCAGAAGAAAACAACGGUUUAAAAGGAAGUUUACUUGAAGGGAAUCAAGAUAAUAAACUUGUUCAUCCAAGUUUUUAUAACCCUCAAAAUUUAAUGAAAUUUGAGUCAAUACUCAUAAAUUUAACAAACAAAAUUGAUUCGGUUGCUGAGAAAGUUGGAUUAAGCAAAACUACACAGAUACCUGCUAACAAAUUGAAAAAACCUUUCAUUAAUAAAAAUGGUUCUGAGAAAAAGGUGAUGAACAUGAACAAUGCAAUAAAUAAACUAGUUUUAGAAAUUGAAAAGCUGAAUGCAAUUGAUAAUGAUGAUGUUUCAAGUUUCAUUAAAAAAGAGGAAACAUUAUUGGGAUUAUUAAAUGUUUUGAUGUCGGUCAGAAAUUCAUUAAAUCCAAUUCAGCAAGUAAUAACCAACAAUCCAAUACUUCAAACUUUUACUUCUGAUUUUAGUGCACUUGAUGUGAUUUUAGCAGUGAAAAGAGUAAAUCAAGACCUGAACACACUUAAAAACACUUUAAAAGCAACUGGAAUUUUAGAAACUGAAAGAGGAAAAGCUAUAUUAUCCUUAAUAUCAAAAACUACACCUGAUCUAUCUUUCAGACCAAGUACUGCUACUUCUGAUGAAGUUAGCAAAAAUAAAUUUCCUACUUUUUCUUUUGUCAAUGGAAUCCAGGAUAUUGUCCCUUUAUUAUUGAAACCUGAAGCCAGUAAAUUUGGCAGUUUUUUACAUGGUCAACUAGAAAGCGUUAUGCAUCCAGAAAAUACAGCUACAUUGCCAACAGGAAAUGAAGCACCAUUAAGUUUGAUUUUAGAUAAUCAAAGUAUUAACAGUAACUUAUCACCUGCUAUUGUAAAUGCUGGUGUUGUUGCUAAUAAAGGCAUUAGAGGAGAAGAUUUUGGUAAUCCUUCUUCUUAUAACUUAGGAGUUGGACUUGACCAUUCGAUGCAAAUUCCUCAAAACACUGGUAAGUUAACCACACCAAUUUUAUCACCUUUAUUGAAUGACAUUAGUGUUUUCUCAGUAAACAAGCAAACUCCAGAUUUACCUAUCUUGAAUUCAAAGGAACAUGCAGACAUAUUGUAUAAAUCUAAUGACAAUUUUCAAAGGUCAUCACUGACAUUGCUACCUAAAACUUUACAAAUGUCGGUUAGUUCAGCUGGUUUUAUUCCAGAUGUAAAUUUUGCUGAAGUCUUAUUGCCAGAAAAUUCAUAUACACCUCUUUAUGAAAAUAGUCAACAGCAUAAAAUGAAUGCCACAAAUUUUGUACAGUUACUUACAGACAAAAGCCAAGAGAAAAACAAAGCAAAUAAAAGGUUCAGCAAAAUACAAAAUCAUGUACAACAAAGUUCAAUUGAAGCAAAGAAAAGAAGUUCAAAACCUUUUGUAGAGGUUAUUAAGAACUUUGGUAAUAAAUAUAAGAAGGAAGUAAAAAAGAGUUUUAUGAACAACAAUCUAAAGAAUGCAACAUUAGAUAGAAAAUAUUUUCAAGUUCAUGGUCAAGUCAGCAGUGAGACAGAAAAACCAGCUAAGAAGACUCGAACUGCUUCAAAAAAUGAAGAAUAUGAUCCAAAGAAAAAAUACUCAUCUGAUGAUGUUGAUGAUGAUGUAGAUUGGAAUAAAGAAUAUGAAAGACGAGAACAAAAGGAAGAUGAAGAACUUCAACAACAAGAAGAUAGAGAUCAUGAGUUAGAGAACCGCGAAGAAAAUCAGUUAGAUAAUUACUUAAAUCGGGAGGAAGAAAAUGACUAUACAUACAUGUAUAAAAAAAAAAAGUCACCACUUAAUGUGCUUCAAAAAACUUUAAAAAAUAAAAGUGAAAUAGGAGUAAAACGGGCCAAUGGAUAUUGGCACAACCCUGAAAAUCUUCACAAUGAUAAAGAAAUCACAGAAUAUGAAAAUCACAUGACAGCUCUUGAUAAAAAACGACGUCAUUCUCAUGCUUUGUAUCUAGAGAAGCAAGAUGAAGAAAUUGAUUCUGAGGAAGAUAAAAGACUUGAUGAAGCUCUAGAUAAAGAGAUGGCUGAAGAUGGGUAUUUCCAUCAUCACAACCACCAGAAGCACCAUCACAACCGUAAUCAAUAUGAUGGUUAUAACGAAAACAAGGACAUAAUUUCAACCCCAAAAAAAGGAAAACUUUCUCAAAAACAAUAUCGUUCUUUGAGAUUAAAAUACCAUGGUUUACAUCAACCUGAUCUUACUAAACGAGGUCAUGUUGUUUUGAUUGAUCCAGAAGAGUUAAAAAAAAUAUUACAAAAUGCAGAUUUGACUUCAAAAUUAACAUCAAGAAUAAAUGAUCAAAAAGAAGCAUCCAUUCAACCAUCUCCUCAAAUUAAUAAAGUUUAUGAUAAGGAAUUUUUAAAAGCAAGUAUUCGUAAUUCAACAUUGCCAUUUAAAAGAGAUCAAGAUUCAAAAGACAGUGAAAGUGACAAAUCAAUAUUAAAAGUUAAAAGCAAAGAUGAUAUCGUUGAUAAAAAUAAAAAUGAAUUUACUCAAGGCUUAAAUUCAAGUACUGCUGCAUUCAAUGCCAUGACGUCACAUUCAACGUCUACAUUCGACGUCAUGAAAACUGAAAUUGCUAAAGCAAUAGCAUCUGAAAUUGCCGCUCGCAUAAUCAGUAAAGACUCUGUUUUAUUUAACACUAUUGAGACAGUUGCUAAACCAUCCAUAAAUAUUGCAGAAGCAGUCAGCAAUGCAAUCUCUCGUAAUGAAGUUGCAAGCAUUCCCCAUUCUUUUAAAAGUUCGUUUCACGAUUUGAUAAAAGAAGUUAUCAAUCAAAGUUUGUCAUCAGAUAUAGGUUCAGCCAUUCCAAGUGCAAAGUUUGAAAACACUUCAGAUCAAUUAGCUAAAAGUCUUAACUUGACUGGAAAAAUAGAUACACCCAACAUGACAUCUGGUUAUGACAAAGACAAAAGCAUGAUGUUGUCUGAUGUAAUAAAACCUAAUGAAGUAACAAUGUUAAACAAAUUUCUAACACAACCAGCUAAGUUACAAGAGAUUUCAUCUAAAAUGUCUAGUCAUGUGAUUGUUCCCAACAGCUCUCGUCUACCACACAGCACAUCUCACCAUUUGAUAUUUAAGUCUGUUCAAUCAUCUGAAAGUAAAAAUGAACCACACGAUGAUCUUUCACAGUCUGCAUCUAUUAUACCAGGGUAUCAUCAAAUUAUCAAUAAAAAGAAGGAAAAAAAACAAACCCCGGAGGUAAUAUCAAUAGGAGCAGUUAUCCGACACAAUAUUCUUGGAAAUAUAAAAAGUGAUACUCAUUCCAUGUUUAAGUCUCGAAGAAACAAUUUCCCAGAGGUUAGAAGUGUUAUUAUUAGUAAUGUUCCUAAGAAGAAAAGAAUUCAAAAACUAAAAAAAAAAGUAAUAAAAUUAACUUUAAAACAUAAAGAUUUUAGUCUAGGAAAAAAAGCAGGUUACACUCAAAACUUUAAGAAGUCAGCUAUAUUCCAUCACAGUCAAAAGCCCGUUUCAGCUUUAAUUGAUGAUGUUGACGAUGAUUCAGAUUUGGUCAGUGGAGACUCUAGCAAUAUAGAUUCACCAGCAAAUUCGGUUGUUUUUAGUAAUUUUUUUAAAGUUUCAAAUGGUUUAGGGAAACUCUAUGACCGAAGUAGUAUUUCACCUUUGAAUGCAACAAAAUUUGGCGGUGAGAGUUUUUCUGGAGAAUUCAGUGAUAUUUUGGACCGUUUUUCAAAUGUGAUAGAUGACACAUCUAAUAAAAACUACAGUCAAUCGAACAACAACAAAAAAAAUGGAGUUUCAUUUUCGGGAAAUGACGACGAUAUUUUAUUUUCCAAUGUUGAGUUGAAUGUUAUCUAUGGAGAUAAAAAAAACGACAAGAAAGUUAAUAUAACCGAACAAAAAAACACAUGGAAUUUUGUCAAUUCAAAAUUAAACAACACAGAUUUUACCAACAAUCAGAAUAAAAACACAAGUUCGUUUCUAAGAAAUAAAAGUUUGAUAUCUACUACAACUUACGGCAACGGAGACAAAGCAGUUACUUACACCACUGAAACAAAAAAUGGAAAAACAAAAAUGACCAAAACAAUCAACUAUAGGAACGGUGAACCCAUUGAUCGUUGGACAAACGGUAGAAUUAAAAUAAAAAAGUACAACCCUAAUAGAUAUAACAAACCUCCACAUUCUGGAAAAAUUUUAAAUAAUUCAAAAAUAAAAGCUAAGUUAAAACCAAAAGAAUUGAAACCCAUUGAAAGCUCUGAUAUUAAUUCUGAUGCUAAUACAACUGGAUUAAAUGUUCUUGGAGGAAAGCAAGAAAAUCACGUAAAUUACAAUAAUUUUGAUUACGUUGAUAAUGGAGUUAACUAUACUGUAAAAGCACCUCUAAAUAUUCAUAGUAGCAACUCGAGCAAAGAAAAAAACCCUGAAAUUAUUCCGUCGCCAGGUAUUGAUAAGGUAAAGGAUAGCACCUCUAACCAAAAUCUACCAACAUCACCAGAAAAGGUAGGUGGGUUAGCUGAAUCAACUCCAAAUAUUUCUAGUUUAGCUACUAUGCCAAUAAAUAACCCUGAUCUACCUCCAUCAAUAAAUAACCCUGAUUUACCUUCAUCAAUAAACAACCCUGGUCUACCUUCAAUAAAUAACCCUGGUCUAACUUCAUCAAGAUUGUAUAACCAUAAUUUUAAUCUCUUGCCAACAAAUAAUCUAGGUAUAUCCACAUUAAAUAAUCCUGGAUCAUCACCUAUACAAAAUCAAAAUUUCAACAAACCAAAAUUAACUUCAUCAUUAUUAAACAAUGCUGGUUCACUGCUAAUACAAAAUCCUGGCAUAACUUCACCAACACUCACCAACUCUAGUUCAAUAUCAUCAGCAACAAAUAAUCUUGCAGUCACAGAGCCAAUAGUUCCUGACACAAACGAAAUACCAAUGGCUGCACCUGUGUUAGAACAAAAUCCUCCUCUUUUGCAUUCUAAUCUAUUGUCUCAGCAGCAAAACCAAAUAUAUCAAGCUCAAACUCCUUAUGAUGAUCCAUAUGACACUACAAAAACGUAUUCUGAAAAUCAAGCUAUAACAAGCGCAUUGCAGCCAUGUAAUGAGGAACCGAUUUAUCAAAAUGGCCUGGAAACAAAUAUGUUACCUGAUAAUACUCAUCUAACAGAACAGUCUAUCGCAGCUCAAUCUCCUGUAUCAUUUGCAAGUUCUCAACCACUGGAACAAAUGAUGCAAACCAAACCUCAAAGCUUAUAUAAACAGCCAAUCACUGGUCAUCAAAGUUUUGUCAACUCAUCUUGUCAUACUAUUGAUAUGACUAAAAUUAAUCUUCCGAACAACAUACAGCCAUUUUUGAGAAAUGAUAAAAUAAAAGCUAAUAGAGUAAUAAAUCCAAUUGAAGUAUCAAAUACACUCAAAAAUAAGCAGUCACUGAGUGCAAAAUCAUCAGGACUUCGUGUAGAAAGUACAAAUAGUCACGGUCAAAAUAAUAAGACAUAUUUUGAUGAUGGAAUAUUAACUAUUGAGGAAGAAAACAUUGCACCGAAUUCAAAUAUACUUUUUUUUAAAAAAAACAUUAAAAAGGUUUCAAAAAUAAACGCUAAUAAUUUUCAAGGAGAAAGUAAUUACAAGUCCAACCAUUAUGACGUUGACAAUUUUUCAGGAAAUUUCAACGAUGAUGGGAGUUCUCCCGUUUUUGUUAAAUAUCGGUAUCAUGUACUGAGCGAAGAAGAAAAAAUUGCUUCAAAUGAUGAAUCCUUAUUACCUGAGGACGAAGACUUAGGUUCUGGAAAAAAUCCUGUGACCCAUGAAAGUUUAAUUCAAAAAUCUGACAACAUUGUUUUAUCAGCUUCAGGUUUGCCAUCUUUGUCACUAAACUAUACGAAACCUGGUAUUAAAAUAUCAUCUGUCCAUUUAAACAAUAGCAGUGCUAGAACAAAAAAUAUUUUGAUUAAAGAGAAAGAUUUUAUGGUGCAGUCUAAAAAUCAAGUUGCAUCAAGAAUGCAAUUGCCAGAAAUCUCUAAUGUGCGUCAGAAAUAUCCGACAACAAAAAAUAAAUCGUCGCAAACUAAACAUUUAUUGAAAGUUAAAUAUGAUUAUUCAAAGCAUAAAGGAAACAUAACAUACAAUCGUGAAAGUAAUCAAAGUAAUUCUCGACCGGUAAUGCUUAAAAAACCAAUCAAUCAAUUUAUCAACCGGCUGUCUUUACAAAUGUCUCGACUUAAAAAAAGCACUCUUGGUGUAGAUUGAAAAAUUUCAAACGCAUUUUGACACUUAUAGUUACUCGUUUUGACAUUUUUUAAAUUUCGAAAAAAAAAACGAACUCCUAUGAAGAACAUAUUCUUAAUAAAAAAAUUAACAAUUUUAAAAUAAUGAUAUAAGGACAGUAUGUUUUGAGAAAUAAAGUACUUACCUGCGCUUUACUUCUUGUCAGUUGAUAUAUGCUAUAUGUUUAUAAUCCAUGCAUAGCACCUGAUGUAUUAAUUAUUAAAUAUGCUGAUAUCAGAACUGUAUUUUAUCGAGCGUCAAUGGUACAGCGAUUAUAAAGAUUACUUAGAAAAAUUACGGUUAUUAUGACUAAGAACAACUUUUUCCAAGUUAGAUGUUUUACUAUCCAAGUUAGAUGUUUUACAAUCCAAGUUAUAUGUUUUGAUAUCCAAGUUAGAUGUUUUUUGGUCGUUGAUUUUUACUUAGCAUCACCAUAGUGUCUGUAUGUUUUUUUGAUUGACCUCAAACUUACGUUUGGCAUUUAUCUAACUUUAAUUGACUUCAAACUUAUGUUUAGCAUUUUUAUCUGACUACUUCUAUUUGUAAAGUUCUUAUCCAAAGCUAUUUUAUGAUUUUUUUUGUUUUUGAAAAAAAAAAGAAAAAGAAAACAAAUUGGAUAAUUAGUUACUAAACAAUAGAAAUAAAUGAAGAGAUUUUUUUAAAAAUAUUUUGUAAUUUAUAUAAUUUAUUUUCUAUAUUUCAUAAAACAAUUUUGUUUUUUUAUUUUUCUAUUAUAAGAUAAUGAAAAAGUGUAUUCAAAAUGUUAUUUAGAUAAUGGGAUAAAAUACUUUAUUAAGUCUAAAUAACAUGGCUGUCUAAGUACCAAGUAUAUCAACAGUUGAUUUUUAUUAAAGUUGUCAAAUAAGUUAUGAAUGUUGAAUCUAUAUUUAAAAGAUUUUUAAUUUAGUAAUGUGAUCCUAAAAGGUUGUUCAAGACAAAACUUUACAAACAUAAUUUUUUAAAU